CAAUUGGUUUACUCUUACGGGAGUACACGAAGUUCGGCACUACUCUGACUCACUAGUCACGAAGCAGUGUGACGUCGAUUGACAGUCGGAAUAAUCGUGUUAAUAUCUUACUCUUCGGCAGUCGUGGCGAAUAGCUAGACUGCCGACUGACGCACACCCUCCGUGGACAAUCCCGCUCAGACGGUGCUCAAUCGCAGGGUCCCCCCCUGAAGCAGUCAGGCCAGCCAGCUCGCCACCUCACUAGCUCGCAUCAUGUCCUCGUCCGGUGAUUUCGGCAACCCGCUCCGCAAGUUCAAACUCGUUUUUCUAGGAGAACAGAGUGUUGGGAAAACAUCCCUGAUAACCAGAUUUAUGUAUGACAGCUUUGACAACACUUACCAGGCAACCAUAGGCAUCGACUUUCUAUCCAAAACCAUGUAUUUGGAAGAUAGGACGGUGAGACUUCAGCUGUGGGACACAGCUGGUCAGGAGCGGUUUCGCAGUUUGAUCCCCUCAUACAUUCGUGAUUCAACGGUGGCUGUGGUUGUUUACGACAUCACAAACGCAAACUCAUUUCACCAGACCUCCAAGUGGAUCGACGAUGUGCGCACCGAACGGGGCAGCGACGUCAUUAUAAUGCUUGUGGGCAACAAGACGGAUCUCUCCGACAAGAGACAGGUCUCGACUGAAGAAGGCGAGCGCAAGGCUAAGGAACUCAAUGUCAUGUUCAUAGAGACCAGUGCUAAGGCUGGCUACAAUGUCAAGCAGCUGUUCCGAAGAGUAGCUGCAGCUCUGCCAGGCAUGGAUUCUACAGAGAAUAAGCCUCCUGAGGACACCGUUGAUUUGCAGACACAGCAACCGCAGCAUUCGGAGAGCGUGGACGAGGAAGGCCGGUGCAUUUGCUAGGUGGACAGUGCGCCGCCCUCUCGCCACCGCUUUGCCCUCUCUCACCAACUACUGUGAUGACCACAACUGCUUGCAAGUAGCGCCCGCAUCACUAUCAUGUUUAUAAAAGUAGCAAACUCUUUGUAUAUUGCUGUGCUUCCUACAAAACUGUAGAUUCCUCUUGUCGAAUUGAGGAGGAAAAAAUUGCUCUCUCUUGUGUACAACGAGUUCGCCGCCGUUUGGUGCGGACAAUUUAAAUUAAGAUUGGAUUAUCGUCGAAGGAGACAGUAUGGCGCGCAUUGUCAGUUUUAAGAGCAGUUUGGUAGGAAAAGCAAUUGCAAAAGACACGAAUUUCAAUCCCUACCCAACCCGUGCCAACUCGAGAGAGGGCCUGUAAUUUUUUCAGAAUUUCACACACCACACACCUGGUUUUUAGGGGUUGCCAGAAUGCAAUCAAAAGUGUCUUUUGAAUGAAGCCAGGCCCCUCGCGGCUUGACUCAUUAUUCAAACACUUGGAAUCAAAAGCACCCUACUGGCAGCCAUAGUUUUUCAACAUCUUAUGCAAGUUGCAUCUGGUUACGCACCGACAAAGGGAAUAAUUAUACACAUAUAAGCUUAUGAUUUUGCUUCAUUUCGCUCUUCCCACGUGUCAAUACGCUGUGAUUGUUUUCAGAGAAGUCCACUCUUUUGGUUCUGCCCUUGAUUGUUCUCACACCUGACGUUGUUUGCCUUUAAUGCCACAUAAAAAAAUGAUAAUUGCAACGGGAUGCUUGACGCAACAGUGCAAGCACCUGCAUUUAGAUAUAUUGAGCUCAUUCGAAAUAAAAACCUUUGUGUGUAAUGCGAAAUGGAUAAAUAAUUAAUUUUUCGUACCGCGCGCUGUGUGUGCAUUUCUCAUAACAAAAGUAAAGAAAGGCAGUUCAAUUAAAAAGGUGGAUGCUGAUUGGUCAAAUGGGACUGCUCCACUUUCGUUAAACGUCAGCUUGGUUUUCCGAGCUGUGUGUUGCCGACGUGAGUAUCUGGAUGUGAAAAAGUCAAAAGAGGAUAGGCAAGUGGUGUGAAUGCUAAUUAGCACACAUUGUAAAUUUCGUGAAUUUCAUUGAUACUUUUGUUUGAAAAAGUCAUUUAUUAGGAUAAAAUGUAUUCAUAAAAAUUAUCACGCUAAUUUCGCUUUUUUAAAGCAGAGAUGCAUUUACUUCAACAUUAACAAAAAAUUAAAAUUAAAAUGACACCUGCUAUCUGAUAUGACCCCAGUGAAAAUUUUAAAACGGUUGAUUGCACAGAAGCUAAAGGUGAAAUGGAUGAUGCAUUUUAGGUUGAAGACGAGCAUUAUAUAUUGCUGUCCGAGUAAAGUAAGAUCAUUGCCUAUUUUUAUUCCGUACGUUCAUUUCAUAUUUUGCUUAUCUGGCUUAUAUAUUAAUUCAAAAUUUUGUAAUACUUUUGAAGGGUGCUACUAAAAUCCUUGUCGCAGUGUAGCUUUAGUGUUUUUAUACUUUCUUGCCGCUGCACAGUAAAAUUUUUAAAUGCAACAUAAUUUAGACGAACAUGAAAAAAACUGGCAAGGAAACUGAAUUAAGAUAACAUUGUGGGAAGAUGGCUAAGACACGAGUUUUUAUAUGAAAUGUGAAUUGUUCGUGCUGCUUUUAAGCUUUACUAUUGUUUUGAAUAAAAGAUAACGUGUCACUACAA
Molecule: messenger RNA, 2553 nt
Organism: Cloeon dipterum
Lineage: Eukaryota; Metazoa; Arthropoda; Insecta; Ephemeroptera; Baetidae
Gene: Rab6
Product: RAS oncogene family member Rab6
Exons: 7
Coding region: 253-885 (210 amino acids)
Biological process (GO): vesicle-mediated transport
Molecular function (GO): GTP binding; GTPase activity
Source: RefSeq, a predicted model, not a curated record